Paramecium tetraurelia is the source of this 2733-nucleotide messenger RNA. RefSeq lists its product as uncharacterized. The record is from RefSeq and is a predicted model, not a curated record. Lineage: Eukaryota; Ciliophora; Oligohymenophorea; Peniculida; Parameciidae. The transcript has 2 exons.
AUGGAUUAAAAGGUUGAAUUAGUAUGGUAUCCAACAGAAUUUUAGGAUGAUCAUUAAUAAAAUCUAAAAAAUACUAGCUAAAAUAGCAGCUUUACUCAAUAAUUUGAAGAAGCCCUUAAAAUAGUUCGCGAACUCCAAAAGGAUGGUUCUUAAAUCUCUUAAAAGUAAUAAAAUUUAAAGAUGAAUAUAAUUGGUUUCGGUGAAGAUACAUAAACUAAUUAAAAGCAGUUCUUGGAAAAUCAUGAUUUAUUAGUUCUCACCGAAUCUAAUGUAUCAAAACUGUAAUACUAUGUAAAUUAAAUUAUUGACUUCUUAAAUGCUAUAGAAUCCAUAAAAUUAUCAUUUUUUGCACAAGUGAAAGGAAUUCGGAGUUAUUAUCAUUAGGUUGAGGAAACAGGAUUUAGAUUCUUACUGAUAAAUUAGUAAUUGCAACAGAAUUAUUAAUUAUCAGAGAGCUAAUUGGAUGAAGAAAUUAUAAAACUUACUUCAUAGAGUGAUUUAAAUGAAUUGAAAUCAUCAGUUCUUUAAAAAGAAGAAAUGAAGAAAAACAAAAAAGGACAUGGAUUUAGUAUUUUUGAAAAAUUAAUUUAUUAUUAUUCUAGAUAGGAACUAUAUAACAAAUUGAAUUAGUAAAUGGCUGAAUCAGAUUAUGAAUCUAUAAAAUAAAUUAUGUGUACAUUAUUCGACGGUUAUUCAAAAUUAAAUUAUCAAAAAAAACCUCCAAAGAAAUUAUAUCGAGGUUUUAGUUUACACCCAUGUUUUCGUGAUAUUUAUUUAAAAAUUGUGAGAGAUUUAAUGUUUUGUCACUAGAAUAAAAGUAGUAUGUUUUGGAACACUUUAGCAAGUACUUCAUUGGAACCAAAAGUAGUAGAUAAAUUUUUACAAUAAAAUUUAAAAAUAGUAUUUGAAAUUUAAUUAAGUGAAAACAAUCCACAUCCUUAUUUUAAACUUAAAAAAUAUCACGCUUAGUAUGAUGAAGAAAAAGAAGUAAUCUUGUUUCCUUAAUUUCAAUUUGAGGUAAUAGAGUAUCGCAAAUGUGAAAGUGGAAUUGAUUAUUUUUGUAUUAAAUAAAUUGAGAACAAUUUGUCAAUGACUUUUGAUAAGAAGAAGAGAGAAAAAUAUUGGUAAGACAGAAUUAAUAAUGAACUCAAGCCAAAACUGAAAAUAAUCAAUGAAUUUUAUCAAACGAGAAUCAAUUUCAUCAUUAAAGGUGUCAGAAAAUUUGCUCCUUAAGUUGGCGAUAUAAGAUAUUUUUUAAAAUAGAAUUUAGAUGCCUAUUUUUUUCAGUUAGUUUAAUAUCUUUAAUAGUUUUUUUAAAAUUAAGAAACUCAUAAAGAAUAUCUGGAUAAUUUACUUGAUGUUUGUAUCAAAGAAAUAUCAUUCGAAUUUAUUAUUUCCGAUGACUUUUUAGUAAAAUUGAGUGAUUUUAUCUCAAGAGUGUCAGAACAGUUAAUUAAUUAAUUUAUAAAAAUAAUAUAAAAAAUAUUCAACCUUGAAGAUUUUAAAGGAGAUUUAAUAAUGAUAUGGUCUGAAUUUUAUCCUUAUACUAUUAAUUCUCUUUUUAAUUAUCGCUUAGAUUGUAUAUAUAGUAAUACACCAAAUUACACAACUCGACAAUUAAAUUGGAGAAAAUUACAACAGUAAGAAGUUAAGACUAUUUAAAUAGUCCAACAUAGUGAAUCUUAGAAAAUGGGAUAUGAAUUAACUAUAGAUGGAAAUAAAGUACUAGUCUAUCAAACUGAUGAUGGAGUACCUACAAUAGUUAAACAAAAAGAUACCACAAAAUAAUUGGGUUAUACUGAUAAAUGGAAAACUCAAGGAAAACGUUUAUAAACAAAAGAUUUGACGGUUAAAGAUGUUUAAUAGGGAUUAAAAGCUGAUCUGAAAAACAAUAACUAUAAUCUUACAAAUUUUGAAAAAUAUAAAGUAAAAAUAACAGAACAGUAAAGUCGAUAACUUGGUUAAGUGGGAGUAAUAUUAGGAGGUAUGUUAGUUGAUGCUUAUUAUGGGAAGUUGGAUAAGGAUUAAUUAAUCUAAACUGGAAUUUAGACUGCAUCUAUAUUCCUCUCUUAAAGCAUCCAAUUGGGACUGUUAGUGUUUUAAUUAGGAAAAGCCUUAGUAACCGAUUGGAAGAAAUUUCUAUCUAAAAGUAACAUUUAAGCUAUGGUCAAACAAUACUUUUAACAUAUGUCAAUAACGUAAUUAUCAUUAUUUAUUGGGAAUUCUGUUGGUACCUUCUAUGGUCCCUUUGGAUGUGCUUCUGGAUAACUAAUGGGUGGAAUAAUUGGAGGAGCAGCAGCAAAAUUAAUACAUAUGAAAACUCUGAAUAAAAAAUUUAAACUCAAAAUUACAUUUGGUUAAAAUAAUAAAGGGAUCUAAAAUAAUGGAUUGCUGAUUCAUCGUGGGGUCAAUCCAAAGGUUCAGUUUUCAAAAGUUGAUAAAAAUUAAGUUAAAAGUUUAAUCAUUUAUGCUGUCUCAGAUUACAGAAUAUUGUGGCUAGCAAUAAAUAUACCAAAUGAUUAAAUAACUAUAGAAGAAAACGAUAGAUUAGGAAUGUUGUCUUUAAGAUUUCCAUAUAUGGGACCAUUUGAUCAUGAAUCGAAAAUAGCAUUUUAUGCAUUUGGUGUAAAUGAUUAAAAUCUUAAUGAAAAUAAUGUAUUCGAGGAUAUAAAUAAUAAUAAACUCACUAUUGUAAGUUCUGCUUGUAAAUAAAUAAUAAAUAAGACCAAAUGA